Messenger RNA from Papilio xuthus (Asian swallowtail), 1268 nucleotides. RefSeq lists its product as uncharacterized. The coding region runs from base 69 to 956 and encodes 295 amino acids. NCBI's taxonomy places the organism in Eukaryota, Metazoa, Arthropoda, Insecta, Lepidoptera, Papilionidae. The record is from RefSeq and is a predicted model, not a curated record. The transcript has 2 exons.
GUACAUUGCAGAACAAAUCCAUAGUCCCGAGUUGUUGAUAUAUCUAUUAAAUUAAGACAUCCAACAAAAUGGUGAAGUCCAGUUUCCUAUUUGGUCUAGUAGUCCUGGCGGUGGUAUGCCCUGGCCAAACCGCUCCGAGAAGAAGAUCUCGUGCUGCUGCCCUCCCUACGGAAGAGACAACUGAAGCACCCAUCCGUCAGAGCAAGCUUGAAGAGAAAUACAAAGAAGAAAUCACAACUAGCGCCCCAGAAUCAACGCAUAGAAGGAAUAAAGCACUAAACUUAUUUGGCUACUUCCCUCCUUACAUGUCUUCUGGCCUUGAUUACGCGGACGAUGAUGAUGAUGACGUCACCUUCGCAGUAAACGAUGAUAACUUUAGCGGUGAAGAUUUAUCUAGAACCAUACCGUCUACACGAAGACAGCAAAACAAGAAGAAAAAUGGCAAUGGAAACCUCUACCAAAAUGAUAAUUUGAACUCUCUACAAUACGAUAAUUCACCCAUUUUCUAUAUUAGAUUACCCCCUACACCUUACAUGUUUGUUCCUGGUUUGGGUUAUGUAUCGCAACCACCUUCUCUUGGUCCCCCUAUGUCCCCACUUAUGCCUCAAGGUGUUCCUCAAGUAGCUGAUCCGUUUAUCAAUCUGCCUCUAGACUUCGUAUCAAAUGGGAAACCAACUGGCGUGUACCAGUGGAGCGGCGCUGGCUAUCCCCAGGUUCCUCAAAUGGGAUCCGUGGAUCCCUUUGGCUAUGGUGCACCGCAACCUAUCAUACCCGCACCGAGACCGACCUACAACCCUCCAGCAUAUCCCAAACCGAAACCGACGCCAAGCAAUUCUAAGGUCACCAAUCUUAAAGGCCCAUAUGUAUUCAAUGGAAAGCCAGCCGAUAACGUCUAUGUACUAAGGGACACUUACAAUUCUAUAUACUCAGAUGCUCUUCAAAAUUUCUAUCCUUAAAAUGUAAUUGGAGAUAAUAGGUUAUAAUUUGAUGGCUCGUAUCGAGCCUAUGUUUUUUAGAAAAACAAUUUUGAUUAUUUUCAAUGGUGCAAUCAAUUUAUUGACCUUAUAUUUUUAAUUUUUUAACAUAUGGACUGUAUCUUAUUUUUGAAUUUAACGGACCGAAUAUUUCUUCAAGGAAAAGAAUUCAACGAGAUUUGUUAAAAUAUCACAACAAACUUUAAACUUGUUUCCUCCACUAAGGCCGUGAGAUGAUUGAUUGAUUAAUAUAAUUAAUUUAAGUAAUUAAUUAGUAAUUUUUCCUUAACUAUA